AUAAGGAGCAGCGUGGAGAGCGAGCCCAGCAGCGGCCAACGGCUUUACCUGAAACUGGUGAUUCGUACUGGUUUAUUUCCAGUAUGGACAAUACGACCGACGGCACGUGGAACAGUUUACCUGUUAAACUUAACGAGAACAUUUUACAGACGCUCGAUGACAUGAAAUUCACACACAUGACACCUGUGCAGUCCGCGUGUAUCCCGCUGUUCAUGAGCAACAAAGAUGUGGCUGCAGAGGCGGUGACCGGGAGUGGAAAGACUCUCGCCUUCGUUAUUCCUAUUAUAGAACUGCUCCUGAAGAGGGAGGAGAAGCUGAAGAAGAUGCAGGUUGGGGCCCUGGUGAUCACUCCCACCCGAGAACUGGCUCUGCAGAUCAGUGAAGUGAUGCAGCAGUUUAUCCAGAAGUUUCCACAGUUUACGCAGAUUUUACUGAUCGGCGGCAGUAACCCGGCAGAGGAUGUGGAGAAGUUCAAGGAUCAAGGGGCAAACAUUGUGAUUGCGACUCCCGGGCGUCUGGAGGACAUGUUCAGGAGGAAGUCUGAUGGUCUGGACCUGGCGGGCUCAGUCAAGAGUCUGGACGUGCUGGUCCUCGAUGAGGCCGACAGGCUGCUGGACAUGGGCUUCGAGGCCAGUCUGAACACCAUCUUGAGCUACCUGCCUAAACAGAGGCGCACAGGCUUGUUUUCGGCCACUCAGACUCAGGAGGUGGAGAAGCUGGUGCGAGCCGGCCUCAGGAACCCAGUGCGGAUCACCGUCAAAGAGAAAGGCGUCGCCGCCACCAGUGCCCAGAAAACCCCUUCUAGGCUCUCCAACUACUACACCAUGUGCAGAUCAGAGGACAAGUUCAACAACCUGGUGGCGUUUCUAAGGCAACACAAGCAUGAGAAGCUUCUGGUCUUCUUCAGCACGUGUGCGUGUGUGGAGUACUACGGUCGAGCUCUGGAGACGCUGGUCAAAAAGGUCACCAUCCACUGCAUCCACGGCAAGAUGAAGAAUAAACGCAACAAGAUCUUCGCCGACUUCCGGACUCUGAAAAGUGGGAUCUUGGUGUGUACAGAUGUCAUGGCCAGAGGCAUCGACAUCCCCGAUGUUAACUGGGUGCUGCAGUACGAUCCUCCCAGCAGUGCCAGUGCCUUUGUACACCGAUGUGGGCGCACGGCUCGUAUCGGUAACCAGGGAAACGCCCUCGUCUUUCUGCUGCCGAUGGAGGAAUCGUACGUCAGUUUCUUGUCCAUCAACCAGAAAUGCCCGCUCCAGAGGAUGCCCCCAAUAAGAGACGUCGUGGAUGUGCUGCCCAAGCUGAAGGCCAUGUCUCUGGCAGACCGUGCCAUGUUUGACAGAGGCAUGAGGGCCUUCGUCUCAUACGUCCAGGCCUACGCCAAACACGAAUGUAGUCUCAUCUUCAGAGUCAAAGAUCUGGACUUUGCCUCGGUGGCCCGCGGCUUUGCCCUCCUCCGCCUGCCGAAGAUGCCUGAACUGAGAGGAAAAACAUUCCCUGAUUUCACUGAGACGACAGUGGACACAGACACCAUCCGCUACAAGGACAAGAACAGGGAGAAACAGAGACAGAAGAUGCUGAAGGAGAAAGACGAGACUCCCCUUCCCAAAAAGAAUUUCACGAAGAAUAAGGCCUGGUCCAAACAGAAGACCAAGAAGGAACGCAGGAAAAAGAAGUCGGCUAAGAGGAAGCUCGAUGAGGCCUCUGAUGUGGACGACGAAGACAUGAAAGAGCUUUUAAAUGACACUCGCCUCCUCAAGAAACUGAAGAAAGGGCAGAUCAGCGAGGAGGACUUUGAGAAACAGAUAACAAGUGCACCGAAGACAAAACAGAAAACGGAAGGACCAGCACGCGACAGCUCAGACGAACAGGAUGUCUGAUGCUGUUCAGCAGCAGCUUGGUCCGUGUAAAACGCUGAGUUCACAUACAUCCGAAGCAACACCUCUGACAUCUGUCUGCCUU
Molecule: messenger RNA, 1962 nt
Organism: Toxotes jaculatrix (banded archerfish)
Lineage: Eukaryota; Metazoa; Chordata; Actinopteri; Toxotidae
Gene: ddx55
Product: DEAD (Asp-Glu-Ala-Asp) box polypeptide 55
Exons: 14
Coding region: 84-1880 (598 amino acids)
Cellular component (GO): nucleolus
Molecular function (GO): nucleic acid binding; RNA helicase activity; ATP binding
Source: RefSeq, a predicted model, not a curated record